GCGCAAUCCAUCUCCAUUUUCAUGUCUCGAAGGAGAGAGAGAGGAAGAAGAAGAAGAUGCUGGGAAGGGUGAGACCAUCUUCGUUCACACUGGAGUGUUUGGAGCUGGAAAGAGCACCAUCAAAGUCAGUCAAAGACGAUUCUCUCUCCGUCUACGAAGCAACAAUUCUGAAACUCAGGCAAGGCUCUAAACGGGAUCUAGCUUCAACAUCUGAUCAUGUGACAGACGAAACUAAUGAUGACAGUUCCAUACCUGCAAACAUGUUAUCGAGUUCCAUUACAUCAAUGGAAAUAGUAACAUCUGAUAUAAGUACAUCAUGUUUGACUAAUUCGAACUCUGGCAUCUCAAAUGAGAACAACAAGAAGACAUCUAUUGCUUACAUGUUUGCCAGAUACAAUAAGAGUUGUCAACAAUCUCGGAGCGUGGUGGUCGUUGAGGAUUUAAUGAUGGUCGAGAGUAGCUGUUCGUCUGGCAGCAGCUGUUCGAGUCCAGAUGAUACAUUAGCGUUUGAUUCAUGUCCACAACCCGAAAAGAAGUAAGAUUUGUGUUGAUUGAUUUACUUCCUCAUUUCGAAAUCAUAAAGAAAGUAUGUACCCUCAUCACUUUGCCUUUGUUUAAGUGAUGACUGUUUGUUUUAUGAAUUUGAAAAUGCCAUGGUUUUUCUUGGUUUCAGCAAUUCCGACCUCAUUGGAAAACGUGAAACUGAAAAAUUGUUUUUUUCCUAUUCGUAAACAAUUUUUGUUUCUCGAUCUUCAUCUAAACUCUGAUGUAAACGAGGAUAUACAUAAUUGUAAGCAUCUCAUUUCGA
Messenger RNA from Impatiens glandulifera, 808 nucleotides. RefSeq lists its product as uncharacterized. Bases 57 to 539 code for a protein of 160 amino acids. The record is from RefSeq and is a predicted model, not a curated record. The transcript is spliced from 2 exons. NCBI's taxonomy places the organism in Eukaryota, Viridiplantae, Streptophyta, Magnoliopsida, Ericales, Balsaminaceae.